GUUUUAUUAAAUUGUCAUUUCUGUCAUUCGUAUUAAGUAUCUCAAAAUUUUUGUUCGUCUAAAAUGUUUGUUAAAACAUUGAGUGCCCUGUACAAAUGUACAUCGCACCUUCGUACCAUCAAGCAUUAUAGUUCCAGCUCCACUGCGAUGAAAGUUACAGUUAUCGGAGGAGCAGGGAAAGUAGCUCAACCGUUAUGCCUUCUAUUGAAGCAAUCUCCCUUAAUAGACGAGCUUUGUAUCCAUGAUAUUGGACACACUGCAGCCUUGGCAGCGGAAUUGAACCACGUCGAUACUAAUUGCAAAGUUGUAGCUUUUUCUGGCACAAGUGAAUAUGGAAAAGCUCUUCAUAAUUCCAAAGUGGUGGUCGUUGUAGCCGGUGCUCCCGACUCAGAUUUUAUGCCUCCAGAAAAGAUGUGGUCAGCCAAUGCUCCAAUCGUGCAAGAUAUCGUCACCAACAUAGCAAAAUAUGCUAGUAAGUCAUUUCUGGCCAUCGCUACAAACCCUAUCAACAGUCUGAUACCAAUGACGUGCGAGAUAUUAAAGAAACGCGGCGCGUAUAACCCCAACGCAGUCUUUGGAGUAACCACUUUGGACACUGUAAGAGCCAAUACUUUCGCCGCUCGGGUAUUGGGCUUGGAACCGGAAUGUGUGUUGGUUCCAGUUAUAGGAGGGAAUACCGAGGACACUAUGGUGCCAGUUUUAUCCAGUACCAAGCCUUCGCCGGAAUAUACCACGGAAGAAAUAGAAAGCAUAACGGCGACCGUCAGAAAAGCCAGGGAAAAUAUGUUAAAAUUGAAACCUCCGGAAAACGGACACUUCGCCAGCGCCUUCGCUUGUGCCCGUUUCGUCAUAUCUCUAGUAAAAGCAAUUAGGGGUUAUCCAGAUAUCAUUGAGUGCGCUUAUGUCCCGUCCAAAGCCCACCCUGACGUCAACUAUUUGUCUACUCCACUUCUAUUAGGUCCUGGUGGCAUUGCAAAGAACCUUGGCGUUCCUAAACUGACAGAAUUCGAAUCGUGUUUGUUGGAUAAUGCAGUCAUGUACCUCAGAAAUGAUAUCCAAAGAGGAGAAAAAUUCGUAGGUGCUUUGCAUACUCCCGAGUGCGAUCCCUGUGACGUUUUGAUUCCGAGGUGUCCCAAAAACUGGUGCGACUUUCAAAAAGAAGAGCGCAAUAAAUGUAAAUAGUGUAAUUAUUUGACUUGUAAUAUAUUUCCUACAAUUUCGAAA
Messenger RNA from Diabrotica balteata, 1224 nucleotides. The record is from the annotation of a GenBank genome assembly. NCBI's taxonomy places the organism in Eukaryota, Metazoa, Arthropoda, Insecta, Coleoptera, Chrysomelidae.